Molecule: messenger RNA, 2168 nt
Organism: Labrus bergylta (ballan wrasse)
Lineage: Eukaryota; Metazoa; Chordata; Actinopteri; Labriformes; Labridae
Gene: kcnk17
Product: potassium channel, subfamily K, member 17
Biological process (GO): potassium ion transmembrane transport; stabilization of membrane potential
Cellular component (GO): plasma membrane
Molecular function (GO): potassium ion leak channel activity; outward rectifier potassium channel activity
Source: RefSeq, a predicted model, not a curated record
CGCUUUCAGAAGACUAGAAAAGCGUUACAAGCUCAAGUCCAUUUACCUUUUACCAUUAAAUGUCACAUUUAUUCUUGCAAUAUCGUAUAACAACUCUAUACUCAAAAUAUUAGGACUUCAUUAUUCUGACUUUAUACUGUAUUAAAUCAUUCUCAAAAUCUCUUUUUUUUUUCGUGAGUCUGGCAUUCAUACUUCUAAUACUCCAUCAUACCUAUGAAGUAAAACACAUGUUCAAGUCUUGUUGGAUAAACUAUGAACUUGAUUGGUGUUUUACAGAAUAGUGUGCUCACUCAAUGCAUGUAAAUGGACCUCAGAACCUUUUAUAAACACCUUUCUAUAUAUUGUACUACAGUACACCACCACCACCCAUCAUUUUAAUAAAUGUUUCUUUUUUGACCAGGUCAACAAAAACUCUCUCUGAGAAUCUUUGUAAAAGUCAAAUUCAUGUUAGAUCUGUUUGAUUGGAUUUCACUGGAUUGCACAGGUGGUAACAAUGUAAUGGCUGAUUGAUGUGUAUGUAUGUUUUUGUGUGUGCUCAUGUGCGACCACAUCUGCGUUUGUGUGCUGAUGGUAAACUAUGGUGAGUUAAGCACGGAGCGCUAUCUUAAACAAACCCAUUAAUCAGGAUGUUGGUGUGACGUGAGCUGGAAGCACAUGGGACCACACAGGUGGGUGGCUUUAACCUGUUACGCUUUCUAACUCUGACUGAAACCAGUCAGAGGUGUAAGUAAAGCAAGAAGUGUCUCUUGUUGUUUGAAACCAGUCCAGAUGAGAGCUGGUGAAGACAUGAUUUAAACUCAUAAAAGGUCUUGAAUAUGGACUCUCUGUUCUUUGUCAACUAGAAACCACAUACUAACUUCUGUAACAGCUCUCAAAUGGACUAUAACCAGAAACUCCGCAAUUCUACCUCACCCAGUGACAUCUUCAGAUCAACCCCUGCCUGACUCGUCUUAUUUUGUUCCUUGACAUUUGCAUGCCAGGCCACAGCAGUGCCUGAAACACUGGUGUCUGUGGAGAGUCAUUUGCCUGCAAUACAUGGAAAGACGAGACGCCGAACAAACAAGCUCUCACUUGUCGCCGUCUCGCUGUCGGCACAUCCGAUGCUCUGAGUGCUGAGUUUUCUGUGGGACCUAAAAGUUCCAGCAGAGAUGGGGAUAAAGGAAAUGUUCACCUGUGCGAAAGUUCCCUCCAUCCUCUUGCUCGGGGUGCUUUACGUGGCCUACGUGCUGGUCGGGGGGUUGAUUUUCUGGAAGUUGGAGGGAGAUCUCGGAAAGAAGGACAUCACCCUUUUACUGUCCAGCAAGAAGAAGCUGCUUGCAAAGUACACCUGUCUGAACCAGGAGGGCCUGGAGGCAGUGGCUCAGGUUGUUCAGGCUGCUUCCAAGGUGGGCCUCAGUUUGAAAGGAAACUACACCUCAGACGGCUUCUGGAAAUUCACCAGCUCAGCGGUGUUCGCUGCCACCGUGGUCACAACUAUCGGUUACGGGAACAUUAGUCCUGACUCCACUGCUGGACAGAUCUUCUGCGUGUUCUUCGCAGUAAUUGGGAUUCCGCUGAACAUGGUGGUGCUCAACAGGGUGGGCAAGUACAUGCUGGUCAUAGGGAGGAACAUCUCAGAGUUCCUGGAGGGGAAAACCAGGUGGAGGAAGUGCACCCGCUUUUUGGUCCACCUGGUGUCUUACCUGUCAGGAGCCAUUCUCUUCUUUGUUGUUCCCAUGAUUGUGUUCCAGGAGCACGAGGGCUGGACCUUCUCCCAGGCCAUCUACUACUGCUUCAUCACCCUCAGCACCAUCGGCUUUGGAGACUUUGUGGCAGACAGUAAUCCAGACAAAGUGUACCCAGAGUGGUACAGCAUCCUCAUGGCCAGUUGGAUUUUCUUCGGCCUGGCCUGGCUGGCUUUGGUUAUCAAUCACACCAUCGACAUCCUGGAGCGGAUCAACACCCACUUCAAGCUGUGGUGGACCGGACAGACGCCAGAAAAGUCCGGCAGUGCGGAGGACGACAGCCCGGAGAUGCAGGAAACACAGGUGGAGGAGGAGGACGAGAAGAAGUCUCCAAUAAUUGAGUAAACGUCUAAAUGAAUGUUCAGUAAGCUGACAUUAGUGAUAGAACAAUAAUAAUAAUAAUACUUUAUUUGUAUAGCACUUUUCUUCUGCUUUACAACAGAA